CUUAUUCUUGUCCUCGUAGAGCGAUGGCCGACUUUGAACCAGUUUUUCCUCCCACUCUCGCUCUUCCGACUCUCAACAGCCUCGGCAUCUCCGAUGUCAAGAAGGAGACCGACUCGUCCAUCGAUGCCCUCGACGUCGCUAGGGAGUGGUUCUCCUCCUUCUCUCAGGCUUUGUCAAACUCGGAUGUCUCCACUCUCAUCUCGCUUCUCUUACCCGGCCAAAAUGUCUUUUGGCGCGACAUACUUUCUCUGACCUGGGACUACCGUACCUUCUACGGAGAGGAUAAAGUGAAGACGUUCCUGAACGAUCGUCUCAAGCAGUCAAAUGUACACGACUGCGCUCUUCAGGAGAAAUGGGUCGCACUGGAGAGGCCCUACGACGACUUACUCUGGAUCCAAGCUCUUUUCAAGUUCAAGACCUCAAUCGGAACCGGCUCCGGCGUCUUUCGUCUCGUUCCCACUCCGUCACCCACGCCUGGACAAUACAUCUGGAAAGCCCAUACCAUCUACACUGCUCUCGAAUCCCUCUCCUCCUACCCCGAGCUCUCGGGACCGCACCGCCUGUCCAACCCCAACCACGGUCAUUGGCCUUCUGAUCGCCGUAAGGAACUCGACUGCAGGCCGGAGGAUGGCGAGGAGCCAAAGGUCAUCGUCAUAGGGGCUGGUCAGAGUGGACUAGAGAUCUCGGCGAGGUUGAAGUUUCUAGGCGUGAAGACACUUACGAUAGAGAGACAGGCGAGAGUCGGGGAUCAGUGGAGGACAAGAUACGAGGCCUUAUGUUUGCACGAUCCAGUCUGGUACGAUCAUAUGCCAUAUAUCCCUUUCCCUCCAACUUGGCCCGUCUUCACGCCUGCUCCUAAGCUCGCCGAUUGGCUCGAAGGCUACGCUCGGUGCCUCGAGCUCAAUAUAUGGACGUCAUCCACGGUCACCUCGGUAACUCAAGAUCACAACACCAAGAUCUGGACGAUCACCAUCCUACGGGGCAACUCCGGUAAUCCAGAACAAAGAACGUUCAAGGUCAAACAUCUUGUCUUUGCUCUGGGAUGGGGAGGAGGAACACCGUCGAUGCCAAAAUAUCCCGGGAUGGAUGAGUUCAAGGGAAAGGUCUUCCAUUCGUCGCAGUUUGGGAGUGCGAGAGAUCAUGUAGGCAAGAAGGUUGUGGUUGUUGGGGCUUGUACUUCUGGUCACGAUAUCUCGGCCGACUGCUAUAAACACGACAUCGAUGUCACGAUGUAUCAACGAAGUGAGACCUACGUUAUGUCCACCAAGCACGGACUACAUAUUCUUCUUUCCGAUCUGUACUCCGAGCACGCACCACCUACAGAAAUCGCCGAUAUUAUACACGCUUCAUACCCACUGCACCUCAUCCAUCUUGUACAUCAGCGGAAGACGAAAGAUCUUGCUGAAGCGGACAAGGAACUCUUAGAUGGUCUUCGAAAGCGUGGAUUCAAACUUGGGUGGGGGAACGAAGGUUCCGGAUUCCUGCUGCUCGCGUUCACGAAGGGCGGAGGAUAUUACCUCGACGUCGGCACAAGCAAACUCAUAGCAGACGGCAAGAUCAAACUCAAGAACGAUAGCCCUAUCUCCACCUUCACACCCACUGGCCUCAAAUUUGAGAACGGAACGACCCUCGACGCCGACGUCGUCAUCUUUGCUACUGGGUAUACGAAUGUCAGAGAUCCGAUUGAAAAGCUGUGCGGAAAGGAAGUGACGAGUAAGCUGAAGACGAUAUGGGGAUUGAAUGAGGAGGGGGAGAUCAGGUCUGCAUGGAGAGACACGGGCGUGGAGGGGCUGUAUGUCAUGAUGGGAAAUCUGGCCCUUUGUCGAUAUCAUUCUAAACAUCUAGCCCUCCAAAUCAAGGCGAUGGAAGAGGGCGUGUUCGGAGAGAGAUACAGCUCAGCGAUUUAA
This is a messenger RNA of Stereum hirsutum FP-91666 SS1, 1907 nucleotides long. RefSeq names its product FAD/NAD-P-binding domain-containing protein. The transcript is spliced from 12 exons. The record is from RefSeq and is a predicted model, not a curated record. The coding region runs from base 24 to 1907 and encodes 627 amino acids. NCBI's taxonomy places the organism in Eukaryota, Fungi, Basidiomycota, Agaricomycetes, Russulales, Stereaceae. Gene Ontology annotation, molecular function: monooxygenase activity; flavin adenine dinucleotide binding.